Radiomyces spectabilis is the source of this 2576-nucleotide messenger RNA. RefSeq names its product kinase-like domain-containing protein. The transcript has 5 exons. The record is from RefSeq and is a predicted model, not a curated record. Gene Ontology annotation, biological process: protein phosphorylation; intracellular signal transduction. The coding region runs from base 150 to 2462 and encodes 770 amino acids. Gene Ontology annotation, cellular component: cytoplasm; nucleus. Gene Ontology annotation, molecular function: protein serine/threonine kinase activity; ATP binding. Lineage: Eukaryota; Fungi; Mucoromycota; Mucoromycetes; Mucorales; Radiomycetaceae.
AAACCAGAUCCAAACUAAUAAUAAUAAUUAUCAAGUGUCAAUUCAAAUCCCACUCGACGAUUUGAUAUCAUCGCCAAGCCCCGAACAAACAAGGCUGUUUCUUUUCUCUUCAUUUUCUCUCUAUUCCACCCGUUGAUACCCGUUGUCUCAUGCUCAGAAAGAGUUCACCUUUGGAUGAUUAUGAUAUUAUCGAACAGAUUGGCCUUGGGUCUUUUGGUACCGUUCAUAAAGCCAAGCAUAAAACGACCAACCACACUGUCGCCGUCAAGAUUAUGAAGAAAAAGUUCACCACCGCCUCGCAGUGUCUUCAUUUACGCGAGUACAAAGCUCUACAGCAUCUAUCAUUUCAUCCCAACAUUGUCCAGCUUCACGCCACAUUUCUAGCUCCCACCAAGGAAUUGUUUUUUGUCAUGGAGCUAAUGAACGGUGGCAACCUGUAUCAUCUGCUCAAAGAACGACGGGACACCAAGCGAAUCAUUGAACCCUACGAGGUCAAAAGCAUCUUAUUCCAAAUUCUCGAUGCUGUGGCACAUAUCCACCAUUUUGGGAUUUUUCACAGAGAUAUGAAGCCCGAGAAUGUCUUGAUCCAUAGAGUGCCUGACGGAACGGUAGAGACAUCGAUGAUUAUUAUCAAGUUGGCCGAUUUUGGGCUGGCCCGAGAACUCAAGAGCAAGCCACCUUACACAGAUUAUGUCAGUACUCGAUGGUAUCGAGCACCUGAAGUUUUACUGCGGUCGAAUGCGUACUCUUAUCCUGUGGAUCUCUGGGCGAUUGGCGUGAUUUUCGCUGAAAUCCUUUGCUUGAGGCCCUUAUUUCCCGGGGACUCGGAGAUUGAUCAAUUGUAUAGAAUAUGUCAACUAUUGGGAAGUCCCGCGGGAUGUCAAGGCGCCCAACCAGCACGAAGGAAAAGAUCCAAAUCGGAAAAGUUGCUCAGGACCGGGUUUGAGCGCAAACGGUCUAAUACCACCACGGACGUGCCGGUGCUACCUGAAGCAACAACGAGUCCCAUUGUCAGCCAUGGCGGCGGGGAAUGGCGAGAAGGCAUCAAACUAGCCAGCAAACUUGGAUUCGAAUUCCCACCUACGCCGCCCAUAAGCCUUUUUACUGUGAUCCCACGGGCCACCGAGCCGCUCAUUGACCUUCUUCGCCAAUUCCUCUUUUUUGAUCCGGCCAAACGUAUCAAAGCCAAAGACGCGUUGAUGCAUCCCUUUUUUCUUGAUCAAGGACAGCCGUUUAAAAACCCGGCUUAUCAAGGAGCACGCAACGCUUCUUACGGCACCAACGUGGCGGACUGUCUCGAUGAUCCUUCCGUUGUCCGCAGGGUGCAUGGCCCGUCUUCUAUUGCCAAAGAUUUCAAAGACGUUUUCCGCCUACCCAAAGCGAAACUAAAGGACCCGAAAUCAAAUGCCAAACCAUCGAAAGACAAUGAUCCAUUCCCCUUGGCAUCUCCGCCCAAACAUGGCAUGAAUAAUCCCGGUAUUGAUUUACCCUUCAUUCCACACUCUCCACUACAAGUUCACUCUGACUGGGAUCAAGCAAAACAAAUGAUCAUGGAUAAGCCCUGCGACCCCGUUGGUGGCGGCGGCGAACCAACCGGCGGUAACAGUGACAUUCAUACGGGUAACCAAAGGUUAUCUGUACAACUGCCAUCCAUAACUGAACAGACUCUCAAUGACAACGACAACGCCUUCUCCUCGUCCUCAACCAAACGACAUAGUCUUCUUGAUCUUUCUUUUAUUGACCAGAUAACGAUGUCUCCAUCCAAACUAGAACAAGACAUGGCUCGGAAGACCGGCGUAAGUACGAUUCACGAGUUGACAAGUUCAAUGGGGUCACUGGACCAAUGUGUAUUCACCAUCCGUAAAUCAAACAAUCGAAUCGACGACGUUCCAAUAUCAAAACAAGGCGAUCAGACGUAUCGUUGGCAACCAACCGAUGAGGUUGUGUGGCCGACGCACCGCGAACUCGUUGUUCGCCCCAGUUUAUCGAUUCCAUUGCAACCUGUAACGAACCGUAGUGAGUACGCGCCGAAUGAUCGAUACGCCAUAUCAGGAAACACUGCCCAUGUUGCGCCCAGGCGACUAUUAAAGAAAAAAAGCGAUCAUUCCCUGCUGAGCCGGAGAAAAUGUCAGUUGCAGAAAGAAUGGCAAACUCCGGAACCUCCGUCUUCCAAGAUACCUCGAGCAGAAAGUGUGCCUGAUAUUUUAUCCAGACAUUUUUCGUCUCCCAUGCAAAGGUCAACAGCCGAAAUCAAACAACGCGACGGAUCCGAGAAAAUAACAAGACGAUCGCUGUCGAUGCGCCUCGACGGAUUUCUGGCCCCGGAUAUAAUGUCUUCAUCAUCCGUGAAAAAGAAAAUGCCCCGCUUGAAUUUUUGGACCAAAAAACAUACAGCCACCUCUCCUAUGCAUCUCAUGAAUCGAACAAAACCACCGGUUCCGGACAUGGCCGUCACCACGUGAAACCUCACUCCUCCGUGGCAGCCUGACCGUACCAGCCUCACUAUACAAGCCUGAUCAUACGAGGAUCCACUAUUGUAAAUAAAUUAUUACCUCACUGAUCAACGUCGCAUUAUC